UUAAUUAGAGGAUAAUGGUCUACUGUCUAGACGAUGAAUUUUUUACUGUUUACCACUACACCUUGUUGGCGAAAAGGGAAUUCUUUUCAAAAAAACACACGGAAGGUUAUUUUGGUUUUUAACAUACAUACAUACACACAAUGAACGGUGCUUUUGGUGCUUCUGCUGGCGGAGCCGCCUUCAACCCACCUAGGCCAGUAACAAUGAUUUAUCUUUGCGCAGAUUGCGGUGCAAAAAAUACCAUUCAGGCGAAAGAAGUAAUUCGUUGUCGUGAAUGCGGACACCGUGUCAUGUACAAAAUGAGAACCAAGAGAAUGGUACAGUUUGAAGCCCGUUAAGGAAAGACAUCAGUUCUUUGGGAUAAAUAAUGAAGAAGAAUCGAACUUGUAUUACUUUUUUGAGCUACAGGAAGCAAAGGACACUAAGGGAAACAUAAUAUUGCUGUUGAUUUUAGCAGUCGUCCUUGACAUUAGUCAAAAAGAAUAGAGAAUAAAAAUUAACGAACUGGCUUUGGGUAAUUACAUAAUACAAUAGAAAGUUUAGAGGACGCUGGUAAGAAAACAUAGUGGCAGUCGCUUCUGCGACCUUAUGAAAACUACAAACAAGUAUUUGACGGCACGGAUAGUUGGGCCAUGCAGCACUUCUAUCAAGCCAAAAGAAAAGAGGACCGCUUGAAAAUCUCAAAGCCAAAGCUGUGGCUUUGUGGACAGAUACGGUGGUUACAUGAAGAGAACAAAAAUAAAAGAAUAAGAAAUAAUCAUUAAAAGUAUG
Molecule: messenger RNA, 771 nt
Organism: Schizosaccharomyces cryophilus OY26
Lineage: Eukaryota; Fungi; Ascomycota; Schizosaccharomycetes; Schizosaccharomycetales; Schizosaccharomycetaceae
Product: DNA-directed RNA polymerase I
Exons: 2
Coding region: 141-338 (65 amino acids)
Biological process (GO): DNA-templated transcription
Cellular component (GO): RNA polymerase I complex; RNA polymerase II, core complex; RNA polymerase III complex
Molecular function (GO): DNA binding; DNA-directed RNA polymerase activity; zinc ion binding
Source: RefSeq, a predicted model, not a curated record